Molecule: messenger RNA, 2980 nt
Organism: Macrobrachium nipponense
Lineage: Eukaryota; Metazoa; Arthropoda; Malacostraca; Decapoda; Palaemonidae
Product: pseudouridine-5'-phosphatase-like
Molecular function (GO): phosphatase activity
Source: RefSeq, a predicted model, not a curated record
AUGUCCGUGGCAGUGGCAGACUUCUUCUCUCAAAAUUGGUGCCACACUGUCGGUCUUUUGUAGAAGCGAGUUGAAAUUGAAAAAUUCCUCUUGUGUCAAGUGCGGUGUUACAUAAUUUACCGGCAACGAGCAUUACUGUCAACACCAUGUCGACUGUAGACACCACAAAAUUCCAACCUGUAACUCAUGUCAUCUUUGAUUUGGAUGGCCUUCUCCUGGACACUGAAAAACUGUACACAGCAUCAACUCAAGCUGUUAUAGAUCCUUUUGGAAAAGCAUACACUUGGGAAAUAAAAUGUCCCUUGAUGGGAAGGGUGGGUAUAGAACUUGCAGAGGCUAUUGUGAAAUCUCUGGAUUUACCCUUAUCUCCACAGGAGUACUUAUCCCGCGUUGAAAAACAGUAUGCACAUUUCUUCCCACAGGCUAACCUUUUGCCAGGAGCUGAGAAAUUAGUUCGCCACCUCCACAGCCACAAGAUUCCCAUCGCUAUUGCAUCAGGAGGUGCACAAGAUAGUUAUGAAUUAAAGACCACAAAUCACAAGGAUUUUGUGUCAAUGUUCCGGCAUGUAGUGCUAGCUUCAACAGAUCCAGAAGUGAAGAAUGGAAAACCUGCCCCAGAUGUUUUCCUUAUAUGUGCAAAACGCUUUGAAGAUUCACCAAAACCCGAGAAGUGCCUAGUGUUUGAGGAUGCUCCAAAUGGUGUGGCAGCAGGCACUGCAGCUGGCAUGCAAGUAGUAAUGGUUCCCGACUCAAGAAUGGAAGACACUUUGAAGAAAGAUGCCACUGUUGUGUUGAAGUCAUUAGAAGACUUCCAGCCUGAAUGGUUUGGGUUGCCCCCUUAUUCAGAAUAAGCUUUUACCUUUAACAGGUUUUUAUAAAUUUGUAAAAUUCUUGGUCCUUUUCAUGUGAGAAAUGUUUAAUGGUUUCACCUCUUGUUGAAAUUUUGUGAAUUAUAUUACUUAGUUAUGGGGUUGCUCCAUUAUUGAUUGACCUGUUUUGAAAAGAAACUGUAUUCUUUGAGAGCUAUUUAUACAGUAUACUUAGGUAUAUUUUACUCAUAAAUAUUUGAAAUUGAAAUUGUAUGCCUAAGAAGCUGUGUAUGCGGUAAACUUUGUUUUAUAUUGUAGUUAGUACAUUUUGUAUACAUUUUGUGAUAGGAUGGAUUAUAUUGAACUGUAGUAUGCAGUUAAUUUCAUAUCUUGUAACUGGUGAAAACAUUUUACUAGAAAUGAUUAUGGUAAUUUUGAUACUGUUAUAAUUUGGUUCGGUAAGGUAUAGAAAAUUGAUAAAUGUAUAUCCUGGUAUUGUUUAUUUGUCAUUAAUUUUGUGGAUUUGUUCUGUUAAAUAUGUUGGUUUUUGGGUAAUUUUCUGAGUAACUUUUAUUUAUAUUUCCCAUCAUCAAAGAUCUUUUUUUUCUGCCAAUAAAUCAUAAAAAUUACCAUGCGUCCUAGAAGCCAAAGGUUGUUUUUCAGAAGCCUAUCCUUACCCCAGAGGAAGGUUAUCUUUUCUAGACAGUAAUUAGAACUCAUAUAUAUAACUUCUGAAUAAAGAGUAUAAAUUAUACUUAGUUGAAGAAAAUAUUGCAGUAAAAGGUAGUAGUAUUAUGAAAAAAUAUACUAUUUAGUUACACAGAUUCAUUCUUGGUCCUGUGUUAUUUUGACAAAUAGUAGUAAUUUACACAAUAUAUUCAGGUUUUGAUAUUUGAAAUGUUUUCUUCUUAUUUGUAUUAUGUGGAUUAAACCUUUCUAUAUUUUAAUUUUGUUCUAUUUGGGAUGUCUUGUUCACAUGGUGUUUUUGAAAAGUAUUAAUGUGCAAUAAGAUGCUAUUCUGUAUUUCUAAUACUAUUUCCUAUUUUAGUGUAGGUUUUCCUUUGUAAGAUUAAAAAUAAUUUCUGCAUAAGUGUACAUCAGAAUCUUGAUAUACUAUACCAGAUAUGGCCCCUUCCAUUUAUCCACACUAAGACUGUUGGCCAACAAAAUUUCUUACAAAACAGCGGGGGAGUUUAUAGCAUAUAACCUGCUUGGUAAUCUGUUCCAAUUUUUCAUUUACUGAUAUAUCAACCUCAGAAAUCACAUUAAAUAAUAAAAUCAAUGAGAGUGAAAAAACAAUGCACAAAGUACUUUUCAAAAAGCUGUAAAACUACAAUUAUCAGUGUGCUUGUUUUAGGAAACCAUACUGUAUUAACACAUUGAGACAGUUGGGUUCUUGCAGCACACCGCCCAAAGUAAAGCCAUCAGUUUGUGCCAUUGCAACCUUAUUUUUUGUUUAUUCUUCUAGGUCAGAGCAUCUUCAGUGCUAGGAAAUAUGAUAGUUAUGUUGUUAGUAAUUCCUAUGUAUGGUUAAUGUAAUGUAUUAAAUUUAAAAAACAUCUUUUUCUAUAUUACUUUUGGUAUUUAUGUGGUAUUGGUGAAUGGUUAAAUGACCCUUUUCAUAGAUAUUUUAAUAUCAGAUAAUCAUCAACACUACGUAUAUAUAUGUGUUGUGAUUCUUCUUGAUUGCGUUCCAGAUGCUGUGACCUUAUUUUCUACCCUCCAAUCCAGUACUAUAUAUAUAGAGAUGCAAUAGACUAGAGUAUGUUAUUAUUUUCUUAUGAAGGUAUUUGUAAUUCCUACUUACUCUGUCAACCUUAAUUAAAGCCAUUUAAUUUUACUUUACUUUAGUGCUUAUUUAAGGUAAAGAUAAUUCUGUUGAUUUUAGCCAAACUACUAGUUAACGAACCCCUAUCCUACAUGGUAAAACCUCAAGUCAUCAUAUAUACAGUAUGUUGUUAGUAUUUUAACUUUGGUACCAGAUACUGCUAUUUUUCUAAACAUUUCAUUCUUUUAUUGAGAUUAAGUUUUUUAUCACAGAGUAAAUGAAGCCAGUAUUAAUGUUGAAAUAUGUUAGAUCCAUGCUCUUGUAGGCAAUAAUGAAAAUGAAGGCUAUAAAGCAGCUACAACUGCUGUCACUGUGACCAUAUCAAUUAUACACAUUACUGUCA